AUGGCCGACGACUUUGAUUCAGGAAAUCUGUUCCAGGACCCGGAAGGGUACUAUCCGGAAGAUGAGCCACCCACAUUUGCCGAGCACUCCAUGCUCUCCGGCCAAAAAGUGCGCGUCCGUCUCGUCGGCAGCCACCCCCUCUAUGGAAACCUGCUAUGGAAUGCGGGCCGAACCAGCUCUCAUUACAUUGAGGAGCACACCGAGGAGCUCAUCCGAAACAAGGAUGUCCUUGAGAUUGGUGCCGCAGCAGGCGUUCCUAGCAUCGUGAGCGCCAUUCAGGGUGCUCGCACCGUGGUCUUGACCGACUACCCAGAUCCAGAUUUGGUCUCAAACAUGCAGUACAAUGCCGACUUGUCAGCCAAUGCCAUUCCCGCGAGGGAAGACGGAAAGCCCCGUCUCCACGUGGACGGCUACAAAUGGGGUGACGACGUGAGCAAGCUGCGGGCGUAUUUGCCUCCUGCUGCCGAUGGCUCUCCAUCCCUGUUCGAUGUCCUGAUCAUGGCAGAUGUGGUGUAUAGUCACCGCGAACACCCGAAUUUGAUCAAGACCAUGCAGCAGACCUUGAAGAAGGACCCCAACUCGGUUGCUUUGGUUAUUUUCACCCCAUACCAGCCUUGGUUGUUGCCCAAGACGGAACAGUUCUUCCCACUGGCGGAGGCAAGUGGCUUCACUGUCACUAAGAUCUUUGAAAAGGUGGUGGAUGCUGUCUUGUUUGAGGACGACCCUGGCGAUGAGAAGCUUCGAAGAACCGUGUUUGGAUAUAAGAUCCGAUGGGCACAGGAUCAAUUGGAGGAUCCAUCCAAAGCUGUCUGA
Penicillium paradoxum is the source of this 813-nucleotide messenger RNA. It is a transcript of the gene efm7, whose product is annotated as putative nicotinamide N-methyltransferase Nnt1. Gene Ontology annotation, molecular function: protein-lysine N-methyltransferase activity. NCBI's taxonomy places the organism in Eukaryota, Fungi, Ascomycota, Eurotiomycetes, Eurotiales, Aspergillaceae. The record is from RefSeq and is a predicted model, not a curated record. Gene Ontology annotation, biological process: peptidyl-lysine dimethylation. The transcript has 3 exons. Bases 1 to 813 code for a protein of 270 amino acids.